AUGAACUCCUUCGUCGCAUUGAUGGUCGCCGCGGCUUGUAUGAGCGGAUAUUUUGUUCCCACAGCUCUGGCAGAUGGCGAGAUGUGUUUCGUAUGCGCGGAAGCGGACAUAGCCACGUGCGGAACUGUGCCGGCCGCGGGCCCGGCCGCUUGCGUUUCGAAAAUAUGUUACGAAGUGCACGUACAAGACGCAGCCAAGGCGUACGCCGGCACGGUACGCGGCUGCUUGGCCGACGCAACCAGCCUGAAGUGCGAGGGCGCGUUGAAAGCCGAUUCCACGUUUACGGCGAUCGAGGGCGGCUGCAAGCAGUGUCCGGCCACCGCAGCGGAUUUCUGUAACAACGGGAUGCACACCGCACUCGACGCGCCCGGCGGCGGCGGCGCCGGCGCGGGAGCCGGAGCCGGCGCGGGAGCCGGAGCCGGAGCCGGAGCGGGCAACGGCACGGGCAACGGAACCGCUCCGGGCAGCGGCCACCCGCCGUCGUUCACCGCGGGCACCGCCGUGUUCUGCGCGUUCAUGUCUUCCCUGGCCAUCGCCAGAAUGAUGUUCUACGACACUGCGCUCUGA
Macrosiphum euphorbiae (potato aphid) is the source of this 567-nucleotide messenger RNA. NCBI's taxonomy places the organism in Eukaryota, Metazoa, Arthropoda, Insecta, Hemiptera, Aphididae. The record is from the annotation of a GenBank genome assembly.